This is a messenger RNA of Lucilia cuprina (Australian sheep blowfly), 3720 nucleotides long. It is a transcript of the gene zf30C, whose product is annotated as zinc finger protein 699. The transcript is spliced from 6 exons. Gene Ontology annotation, molecular function: DNA-binding transcription factor activity, RNA polymerase II-specific; RNA polymerase II transcription regulatory region sequence-specific DNA binding. Gene Ontology annotation, biological process: regulation of transcription by RNA polymerase II. Bases 423 to 3581 code for a protein of 1052 amino acids. The record is from RefSeq and is a predicted model, not a curated record. NCBI's taxonomy places the organism in Eukaryota, Metazoa, Arthropoda, Insecta, Diptera, Calliphoridae. Gene Ontology annotation, cellular component: nucleus.
CAGCCAUAUUUAAUAGAGAAUACAACGCCAUAAUAGACGUGUCGAUUUUUCAAGGUGUAUAUACAGAAAGAGAAAAAUAAGUAAAAAAAAAUAUUGUUCAUCAAAAGAAAAUUAAUUUUACCAGAAAUUUUUUAAUGUGUAAAAAUUAAAAUCAACACAAAAAAGCGAAAUAAAAGUAAAAAACUAUAAACACAAACAAAAUAGAAAACUAAAAACAACAGAAAUAAGAAAAAUUUACAAUUAAAAAUACAAAUGAAAAAAAGUAGUUGCAAAAAAAUGUGAUAAUUACGAAAAAACUCAAGAAAAGCCACAAAGAGCAAGAAAAUUUACAGAAAGAAUAGUUUGUUAGUGAAAAAAUUUACCCUGUUUUUUACAGCCAAACAAGCAAGCCAGUUGUUAGAUUUAAGGUUAUUUUUGUUAAAAUGGCCGAUGACGUUGCCUCGACCUCUACAGCAGCUGCUACGCAGGACAUGCUGGUCAAACUAUCCACAGAUGGAGUACCUAAACUUUUCUGUCCCGUUUGCAAUAAAGCACUCGUAUCUCUAGCCGGCUACGUGAAGCACGUCAAAAAACAUGAACCACCUGGUGGUUUCAUUUGCCGCUAUUGUGAGGCUCGUUUCUGUUCCGAUGAAGAGCUUAAAAAACAUCGUGAAUCAGAACACACUACCAUAGCGUGUCGCCUGUGCAAAACGGCUACCUUUACCAAUGAGGACGAUUAUCGAGCUCACAUUCGUGACAUACAUCAGGGUGUGGAUCGUGAAAUAUUUAAAUGUGAAAAAUGUGGAGCCGCUUACAAGACUAUCGAUCCAUAUCGGCGUCACAUUGAGACAGAGUGUGGCCGUAUUAAACCGUAUAAAUGUGAUAAAUGUCCCAUGGCAUUUGUGACGAAAUAUAAUUUGAAACAACAUUUGGAUAAUCAUUCGGGUGAAUUGAAAUUUUGUUGCAGUUAUUGUGGUAGGAAUUUUAAGCAGAAGGCCAGAUUGGUGGAACAUGAGCGGACACAUACGGGAGAGAAGCCGUAUACUUGUGAUGUUUGCGGCAAAAGUUUUUCACAUCGUGAAAGUAUUGUUACACAUUCGUCCAUUCAUACCGGCAUACGUUUGGUAGAGUGUCGCGGCUGUAGUUCUAGAUUUUCAUGUUAUUCCAAUCUCAUCAAACAUCGUCGUAGUCGCCCGGAUACCUGUGGUUUGCCAGAAUUUGAUCCACCCAGAAAUCGUAUUAGAAAACAUACUUCCAGAAUUCCAGCCACUUUAAAUCCCACCUCCGAAAUCAAGGUGGUUAAUGUUAAUAAAAUCAUUAAACCCGAUGAUCAGGUAAAAGUUCAAGCCCUAAAAAAAGAAUCACCCAACAAACCAACCAGCAGUAAGCCAAUGAAACCAAAACCUACAGCUCGUAAACGUACAGGACUUGGACCAUCAUCAUCGACAGCACCCACAUUACGUAAGCGUACACUAAGAAAAAAGGCCAUUAGUUUGGAUGUAGUCGAUGAUAAAGUGUAUGAUAAUGAGUUCAAGGUAGAGGAGCUUGAAGAUGAGGACAUGGAUGACGAUGAUGAGGAUUAUCUACCUUUGAAGUCCAAACAAAAGCCAGAAGAGACCAAAUAUAUUAUAGAAGAGACCAGUGAAAUAUCUUUGUCCGAUAAAAACUUGUUACAUCAAUGGUCGGAUGAUAGUGAGGAUGAAUAUGUGCCAGACUUUGAAACGGCCGAUACGGAUACAGAAGAUGAAGAUAAAGAUUUUAAAAUAACAAUGCCAGACAUUAAGAUAGAAAACGAUGAUGAGGCUGAAGAUGAAGUGGUAAUAACCACUAAUAUACAAAUAGAACCUUUAGGGGAAUUUGAGUACACACGCAUGGAUUCCUAUGCAGCUGAGGUGAAGUAUGAAGAUGAAAAGGAUAAUCUGUUUGAGGAGAAAGAUCGCAUUUUAGAGCAUUUGUUAAAUGAAAAUGAUUAUACUCCUUUGGAGGAGGGAGAGGCAGGUGGUGCUUAUGAGGUAACAACCAGUAAAACGAAAAAAGGUAAAAGAUUAUCACGUAAUGCUAAAGAUUCCUUGGAUUCUGAGGAUAUAUUAAAAGAGACCGAAGUAGCUUUUAUUAAAUUUGAGGAUAGUGAUGAUAUUGAGGAACCUGGAGAAGAUAUUUUACAAGAGCGGCAACAAGCCUUAGAAGUCACCAAGGAUGAUAUAAAAGAUUGCUAUGUUUUACUAGAGGAUAUCACCAAUUGCUUCCCCUCUUUAAAGGAAACGGCAAGUGUUAAGGUGCCACGUAAUUUCCAACCCUUUUUCUCAAAAUCGGAAAAAAUCAAAAAGUUUAUUAAAAAGCGUGGCAAAUAUCGACCCAGACGUCCGAAAAAUGAGCCCGGAUCUGAUGAGGAUAGCAAAUCUGGCAAUGGUAAAUCUUAUCGUUUGGCUUCGAUAUCAGCUAAACAAUUGAGGGAGCGCAUGAAGUUACUAAAGAAACGUGAUAAAUCUUGGAAAUGUCCAGAUUGCAUUAAAAUCUAUUAUAUGCGCAAACCUUUUGAGAAACAUUUACGUGAAGAUCAUAAAAAAUCUGAAGAUUUUAUUAAGGAAAUAUUCAAAAAUGAAUUGGAAGAAGUACAGACCAAUGAUGUGUUCAAAUGUCAUAUAUGCGAUAAAAUCUAUUUAAUGGAGAAACGUUUACUCUCGCAUAUACCCAAACAUGGUCCGGAUGGCACUUUGAUACACAAGUGUCCUUGCUAUUGUACUUUAUACUUUAAAACACGUGAAGAGGCCACGGCUCAUGCCCAGGAUAAGCAUAAGGAUAUGUUGUGGUGUGAAAUAUGUGAGAAAUUUAUGACCGGCUGUGAUGCUCUCAAAUCGCAUAAGGCACGCAUUCAUGGCGGUAAUAAGGAUUAUAAAAAUAAUCGUAAUUUGAUUUGUAUGAAAUGUGGCAAGAAAUUUUUGGGACGUACCCAACUCACCGAUCAUGAGCGUUCCGAUUGUGGUCGUUUGCCUUUGUAUCAGUGUCAGGAAUGCGGUAAAUGUUUAACCACAGCGGGUAUACUUAAAACUCAUAUGUUAUUGCACAGUGAUGCUAGACCUUAUCAGUGUGAUAAAUGUGGUAAAACAUUUAAGAUUAAGGCGCAAUAUAAGACACAUAUAAAAUAUGCCCAUACCAAGGAGAAGCGCUUUAAGUGUCAUCUUUGUCCCAAAGAGUAUCCUUAUCGUGAGAGUCUUUUGACCCAUAUGUCAGUGCAUACAGGCAUUAAACGUUUUAUGUGCAAUGGUUGUGGUAAACGUUUUACUUGUGUUUCCAAUCUGCAGGCACAUCGUAAGGUUCAAGCAGAAACCUGUGGUCUAUUGCCCUUAAAUGCCAAGGCUACACAAUAUAUGGGUGUACAAAAGGGCAAUUUGUUAAUGGGUGCCAAACCAGAGCCAGGUUUGGAUUAUGUAGAGACUCGCACCUUUAUAGCGAAAAAUGUUAUUACACACGAUUCACCCAUGGCUAUAGAACUUAAUAAUCAAGCACGCAACAUGCAACAGGAUGGCUCUUUGAGUGAUGGCAUUCCCUUGAACUAUGUAACCUCGGGUUCUGAAAUUAUACUUAUGUAUAAUAGGGAUUAAUUAUGUUAUUUAUAAUAUAUAUACAUUUUUUUUAAUUUAAGGUUUAUUUAACUAGCAACUAGUUUUAUUUACAGAUUUCAAAUCUGUAUUUGGAAACAGAAAUAUAAAAAUUUACAAAAAAAAAAAAUAUUUAAAACUC